Molecule: messenger RNA, 1598 nt
Organism: Cannabis sativa
Lineage: Eukaryota; Viridiplantae; Streptophyta; Magnoliopsida; Rosales; Cannabaceae
Product: cleavage stimulation factor subunit 50
Exons: 14
Coding region: 138-1451 (437 amino acids)
Biological process (GO): mRNA 3'-end processing
Cellular component (GO): mRNA cleavage stimulating factor complex
Molecular function (GO): protein binding; RNA binding
Source: RefSeq, a predicted model, not a curated record
AAAGUUUAGAAUAAAAAUCAAGGUUUUUUUUUUUUUUUUUUUAGAAUUAGAGAAAUGGAUAGCACCGUGAAAGAAUAAAAAGGCAAUAUUCAAGGGUUUUGGGGUUUAGGGAUUUUUUAUUUUUAUUUUUGAGAGAUAUGGAUAGCAGCUUGGAGAACAUUCUUCAAGAUGGGAAGCUAUACAGACAGCUUAAUUCUCUCAUCGUGGCUCACCUUCGCCACAACAAUCUCAAUCAGGCUGCAAGUGCGGUUGCUUCUGCAACAAUGACACCCUUGAAUGUUGAAGCCCCGGCUAAUAGACUUCUUGAGUUGGUUGCUAUGGGUCUUGCAGUUGAAAAAGAUGAGAUGGUAAGAGGGGUUCCUUCAUCUCUAUCAUAUGAUUCAAGUACAUUAAUGCCCGCAGGAUGUGGUUCAAUUCAUGGUUCUCGUUCUGCCACUGUUGAUUUCAGUGCUGUGCAAGAUACAAAAGGCUCUUCAAAGAGUUUCCCCAAGCAUGAGACGAGGCAUCUUUCAGAGCACAAAAAUGUUGCCAGAUGUGCUAGGUUUAGUCCUGAUGGGAAGUAUAUUGCAACCGGAAGUUCUGAUACAUCAAUAAAGCUUUUUGAGGUUUCGAAAAUCAAGCAAAUGAUGUUGCCAGAUCAAAGAGAUGGUCCUGUGCGACCCGUAAUAAGGACAUUUUAUGAUCACACUCAGCCAAUAAACGACUUGGAUUUCCAUCCAGAAAGCAAUAUUCUUAUUUCUGCAUCGAAAGAUCAUACAAUAAAGUUCUUUGAUAUUUCCAAGAUGACCGCAAAGAGGGCAUUUAGAGUUAUUCAGGAUACACACAAUGUGCGUUCAGUUUCUUUCCAUCCCUCUGGGGAUUUUCUUUUGGCAGGAACUGAUCAUCCCAUUCCUCAUUUGUACGACAUUAACACUUUCCAGUGUUACCUCUCUGCUAAUGUACCAGAGAUUGGUGUUGGUGGAGCAAUAAAUCAGGUCAGGUAUUCAGCUACAGGCGGCAUGUAUGUUACUGCUUCUAAAGAUGGUGCAAUACGUAUAUGGGAUGGUAUAAAUGCGAGUUGUGUACGUUCCAUAGUUGGUGCACACGGGACAUCGGAGGCCACCAGUGCUAUUUUUACCAAGGACCAAAGGUUCAUUCUCUCUUGUGGGAAGGACUCCACUGUGAAGCUAUGGGAAGUUAGCACUGGAAGAUUGGUCAAACAAUACCUAGGCGCCAUUCAUACACAGUUGCGAUGCCAGGCUAUUUUCAAUGAUACCGAAGAAUUUAUACUAUCCAUAGAUGAACCUAACAACGAGAUUGUGGUAUGGGAUGCGGUGACGACAGAAAAGGUGGCAAGGUGGCCUUCCAACCAUAUUGGGGCUCCUCGUUGGCUUGAGCACUCACCAGUAGAGGCUGCAUUUGUUUCCUGCGGUACUGACAAGUCAAUCCGUUAUUGGAAAGAAAAUCUCUAGUCAGAGUUCCAGACUAACUGCUAUUUAUUUAUUUAUUUUAUAUGCAAUUUUAUGGGAAAAAAAAAAAAGUAGCUAAUAAUUUUUAUUCCACUUGAUUUCUCAUGUUAGAUUAAAUGUUUAUUUAUUUAGGUAUAUGAUGUCUCCACA